Molecule: messenger RNA, 3912 nt
Organism: Callithrix jacchus (white-tufted-ear marmoset)
Lineage: Eukaryota; Metazoa; Chordata; Mammalia; Primates; Cebidae
Gene: CMC1
Product: C-X9-C motif containing 1
Cellular component (GO): mitochondrion
Source: RefSeq, a predicted model, not a curated record
ACAGGAUUGGGGCGGGGCCAGGGGAGCGCAGGCGCAACGGGCGACGGAAGUAAAAACCUGGGAAGGAAAAGGGAAAGGGGCCUGUUGGUGCUUUGCAAAGGGCGCCGCGUUUCUGCCGCGGGAAGCUCACGGAGGUCGCUCGUGCGUCCGAGCUCAAACCCCUCCCCUCUCCUCCCCUCCCCUCCUCGCUUGCCCUCGGAGCCGCUAAGCGGCUGCCUUCCUCACUGCCCGCCGAGAUGGCGCUUGACCCCGCAGAGCAGCAUCUCAGACAUGUCGAAAAAGAUGUUUUGAUCCCUAAAAAAAUGAGAGAAAAGGCCAGAGAGAGGUGUUCCGAACAAAUUCAAGAUUUUACCAAAUGUUGCCAGGACUCUGGAGUUCUUAUGGUAAUAAAAUGCCGGAAAGAAAACUCUGCAUUGAAAGAAUGUCUAACUGCUUACUAUACUGAUCCAGCCUUUUAUGAAGAAUGCAAAAUGGAAUACCUGAAGGAAAGGGAAGAAUUCAGAAGAACUGGAAUUCCUGCAAAGAAAAGGCUACAGAAGCUUCCCACAAGCAUGUAGGCAGAUAUUCAAAUGACAUUCAGGAAAUCUAAUAUUCAUGGAAGUCAUUUUAUAGUAUAAAUCACCUUAAAUAAUGGACUGAAGAUAAGAAUGUUUGCUUUAUCUUAAUUAUGGAAAUAUUAAUUUUAUCUGAAAUAAAUAUUUUAUUUCAAAGUUCUGGUUUCUUAAAUGGGAAAGGAGUAAUUACUGAAGUGGGAUUUGAUUUUCCUGGUUAUUCUGGACCUUUUAAAAGUUUUCCCACAACUGUAGUUCUGUAACAGUGAUACUGAUUUUUUAGAGUUCAAUAUGGACCUUAUAUUACUUUUCUUCCAAUGUAUAGGCCAAUGGCUAAUCAUGGGAGCCAAAACUAAAAAAAGUCGGAAUGGACAACUUUCAAAGGUGUUAAUAAUAACUAGGGAGUAUAGCAGAAUAACCGUGAACCAGAAUCCUACCUGGUUCUACCACUUACUAGCUAUACAACUGUGGAAGUAAAUCUAAUACAGCAUGUGAGGAUUUACUGAGUAUUUCAGGUACAAGUACAGUGUAUAAGACAGUGUUUCAGACCUGGUAGAUGCUUUUAUAUUGGUAGUUACUGUUAUUAGUAGUACAGGCUUAUUUGGAAACUCUCUUAGUCCAUUUUCUGUUGCUACAGGAGAAUACCCAAGACCAGGUAAUUUUUAAGAAAAACUUAUGUGGCUUACGGUUCUGGAGUUUAUUUGCCAGCAGCUUCUGGAAAGGGUUUUCAUACUGCAUCAAAACAUAACAGGGCAAACAAAUAGAAGGCAAACAAGUGUGUGCAAGAGACCAAGCUGAGCAAGCUUUUAUAACAACCCACUCUCUUGAGAACUUAUACUUGCAAUAACAGCAUAAAUCCAUUCAUAAGGGCUCUACCUUCAUCACCCAUUUACCUCAUAAAAAGCUCCAUCUCUUAGUACUGUUAAAUUAACAAUUAAGUUUCCAACAAAUGAACUCUUGGGGACACACUCAAACCACAGCAGAACCACAGGUAAGAAGAUACAUACUUAUAUGAAUUAAUUUUACUUACAUCUUUGAUGGAGAAUUUUCUAAAACCUAUUGUAGGUUUUUAACCUGGUAACUUGGCUACUGAAUCCUUUAAUCAUUUAUUUAGAAAAGUCAUUUUUCUAAGUGAACUACCAUUCUUUAAUAUAGUAAUGGAUUCAGGAAGUAGUAUAAAAAUUUCCGUCCCAAUUUAAUAAUUUGAGCUUUCAUAUUAAAAGUUAUUUCUCCCCCGACAUGAGCCAUUGUAACUAGUUUCAAGAUAAUUAAGUUUUAUUUAUAUUUUCACAGUCUUCAUUAAAAUCACAAAUAGAAAUUACUAUGCACUAAGACAAGGUUUAACUUUGGCUCCAAUCUCAUGAAACGUGAGAUUUUUUUUUUAAAGUACUUAAAUUAAAUGAAAUAGGACACUAAAGAAUCAAUAGGUGUUCAAGUUCCACACUUUACUCUUGAGUGAACCACUCAAAAAACUAUUUUACUCUUAUUUGAAAUACAAAGAACCCACAUUUUCCCAGGCCACAGAUCAAAAGAAAGAUUACUAGAGCAGACAAAAGCAAAUCAAAUAUAGAAAAGAUCUAGAGACCACACAGGAUAGGGGUAAAGAUGCCUGUAUUUCCACAUUGACCUUUUGGUAUUGGUGCAUUUCCUAGAGCACAGGCCCUUAACUAUUUUUAGAGAUAACUUAAAUGAAUAUGGAAUUUAGUUGAAGAAGCUAGUGAAAUAUACAAUCUGUGACUAUUUUAUAGCUUUGAUUAAAAUCAUAAGUAGCCCUCUUCAUGUGGAAAUUCACUUAUGUACAUGUUGCUUUCCCCAUAGAAGCCAAAUUAGAUUAUAUAGUAUAAAUAAUAUAUUCAUCCUCUUUACGUCAAAGACUAAACCAUUAAUUGUAACCUUCUGAAUACCCAUGCGUAUCCCUACUGAAUUUUUUCACUAGGUAUGUCUGCCUCAGUUGUGUCUUGCUUGCUUAUUGGUGCCUCUGUUGAUAUUAUUCCGUUCGUAUGUGAUAACCCACAUUUUUCACCGCUUAAGAUAGACCUUCUCCAAGUAGCCUUUCUGAAUAUCAGUACUUUCUUGUCACAUGAUUCAGUUUUUCAAGUCUGAAUUUUCCCAUUUAUUUUGGUUUUCUAAUGUUUUACAUAAGCACAUUCCUGCUUUUAAGAAUUCAGUUCCAUUUUGGCAGCAACGCAGUAUGUCUUCUUAGAGAUGUACCUUUUUACUUUAGCUAAUAAGGGAGCAAGAGGAAGGAAUGGGUGAGUUUUCAUUACUUAUGUUCUCUUCAUUCUGUUGAUUUAUGGAUGUACUGAAUUGAAUCUUAUAAAAAGAAAUCUAAAGAUUCAAGGAAGCUCUGUGGAGCAAGUUUCAGCUAGUAUGAAAGAAGUCAAAAUAAAACUUUCAAUAGGCAACUGUUUUUGUUUUGUUUUGUUUUUGAAUUUUUCCCAGAGCAGAGAUGAUGAAGUGUACAUUUUAAAACUUCUAGCUGGGUAAAAAAUUUGGGGGUUAAUCUUUCCUUACUAAGGAAUCUUCCUAGCACUGUAAACUGUCACAGUCAAUAACUGACUUUUUAGUUUACCUGUUUGAUAGCUAUCAUCACUGUACUGUUCAGAUGGAAAAUAAUUUUCUCCACUCAAAAGCAGUUGGCUUAACAAAUGUCUAUUAUAUGACUCAUAUUAACAACCAACAAUUAAUACCAGACUUUUGAUAUAUAGGCAAGGACAGUAUUUCACAUCCACUUCAAUUUCAACAAAAAUAAUUUAUUUUAAUUAAACAAUUUCUUAGUAUUGUUCAAAACAUUAAUCAAGCAAUUAUAAGACGUUUUUUCUUUACAAAGGAAAAUUUCCAAUUUUGAUUUUAAAAAAGGCAAACCAGUAAGCUACAUUAAAGAUCAGAUAUAAUAUACAACCUAUGCAGUCACAUGAGAAAUAGUUUUUGCUGCUUUGUUAUUACACAGGUAGUUGCUUCCUUCAGCUAAAGCCUGGAGUAUUGUAUUUGUUUUAUGCAUAUUGGGUUUGGUUCUAUUACUUGGCAGGAGAUUGUACUCCCCUGAGUCAGCUGUGUUCAUUGGUCAGAAUAAAUUCCAGCAUCUGACACCAAUUCCAUUAAUCACAGACAAGCUUGAAUAAGUGUAAGAUAAUGGAAAGAUAAAAAUAUCUGGUGAAUGGUGAACAUUGUCUUAUGUAUGUAUGCUAUUCAGUAAUACAGUAUAAGAGAUCUGAGAUAUUCUUUUGAGUAUAAGAUAUAUGAAACUCUAUCAAAACGGAUAAAGUCCUUCUACAUAAAAUACUUUAACUCAGGCAAAAAGUGUAUUAACCAAGUAAAUCUCCACCCUGAAAGAACUUAAAUAAAUUUCCAUUUGAAGCCA